AUGCCAUUAUGCAAAGCUUGCAGCCGCUUGGAUCUCGGCGAUCUCUUAGACGAAGACGACGAACUCCAAGACCUGGUCCUACACGACUCCCUCGCCGUACUCAAGGAGAGCACCACAUCCUGCGACCUGUGCCGACUCUUUUUCAGCUCUAUCACGAACAAACUCCGAGACGAAGGAGUUGGUGUUGACGAGUCGACUUGGAGCGACCCCAAUUCACGGGUCAUCCUACGCGGGAUCCGAUACCAGGAUGAGGAUUACUUGCCUAGCGGUCUUUUCUGGGUCAAGGUUCGUUGCGACACCCUCAGCCCCAGAGCAUACUCUUAUUUCGGUCUUUAUCCCGAAGAGGAAACACAAGGGUUAGAGGGCGCGAUAAUUGGGAGACUCAUCAAGCCCCCAGAAGAGCAGAUCAGUCUUGUGAACGACUGGGUUACGUCUUGCGAUAGGGUUCACAAGGGCUGCCAUUCAGAUCCUGGCGCGUUGCCUACGAGGGUCGUUGACGUCGGCCUCGAUGGACAUCGAGAGCCACGUCUGGUUGUCACUGGUGGAGCGGCUGGUCGCUACGUGACUUUGAGUCACUGCUGGGGUUUGCAUCCGGUAAUCCGCACAACUAGCGAGACCAUAGAAGACCAUCUCAAAGCGCUACCGCUAGGAAAGUUGCCCCAAACUUUCCGAGAUGCGGUUCUGAUCACGUGGUCACUUGGUAUCCAGUACAUCUGGAUCGAUUCGCUCUGCAUCGUCCAAGACUCGACAGAAGACUGGGAACUGGAGAGCGUCAAGAUGGGCACGAUCUAUGCGUCUUCCUACCUAACUAUCGCAGCUUCGGCUUCCAAAGACUCGACCGGCGGCUGCUUCAGGUCUCGCAGUACGUCUACAGAUGUCAAGGUUAGGUUUACGGUGCGCGAUUCGGGGGAUCCACGAUCGACCUCGGUCUUUGUCCGACCUCGCCCUCGAGAUUUCAGUCACCUUCCGAUGAGCGCCCUCCAUAGUCGUGCCUGGGUAACACAGGAACGUCUUCUAUCAGCACGGAUGAUCCACUAUGAUACGGAUCAACUGCUAUGGGAAUGCCGGGAAUCUCGUCUGACAGAGGAUGGAGUUCCUGUUGGUGCCUUUGGCGGUGCAGGAAACGCGGAAUGGGACGAGCGUCUCCAUUUCUCAUACCCCUUUUCUCAAAGCCGCUCCAGACCCAACUUUGUCUGGGACUGGUAUGAUAUGGUGUCAGCUUACACCAGCAGAGGCAUUACGAAGUCUUAUGACAGGCUACCCGCCCUCUCCGGCCUCGCAAAUGCCAUGGAAGAAUGCACCGGACAGAAGUACGUGGCAGGGCUGUGGGGAUUUCACUUGGCUUAUGGCUUGCUGUGGCGCCGGAGUGAGCAGUGGCUUCGCAAGCCUGCGGAUGGUUAUCGUGCCCCAAGUUGGAGCUGGGCUUCUUUGGAGGGCCGUGUCUAUAUGCCAGAAAUUGCGACCAUGGCGCCUUACGGGAAUGAGAUGGAGAUCAUGAUUGACAUUGUAGAUGUCCACACGACGCCCCUCGGUCUAGACCCACGAGGAAUGCUACGGUCUGGAUGUCUAAAGCUUAAAGGGAAACUGAAGGUUGCUGAUUCACGUGUCGACCCCGCGACUCCCGGCCACAAGCGGUUUCCAACAUAUCCAAAAGAAUUGGCCAUCGACUUUCUCAAUUGCAAUGACGAGAUGGUUGGUCUGGCAUAUUUCGACGAGAAAUACAGCGGCAAAGAGCGGUCUCUACACUACCUACAGGUGGCACGAAAACCGAUGGAGCCGAGUCGCUGGCAUGGAUUGCUCUUGGAGCCAACAGACGAGAAGAAUCAGUUCCGUCGCGUUGGAUUCUGUCGCACCGAAGAAAUUCCAAGCCGGGACUGGUUCGCGGAUGCUGAUGAGGAGAUAAUCACGAUAGUCUGA
Molecule: messenger RNA, 1917 nt
Organism: Colletotrichum graminicola M1.001
Lineage: Eukaryota; Fungi; Ascomycota; Sordariomycetes; Glomerellales; Glomerellaceae
Product: heterokaryon incompatibility protein
Exons: 1
Coding region: 1-1917 (638 amino acids)
Source: RefSeq, a predicted model, not a curated record